AGUGGUCCAGUCUUCUGGAAGCUCUUCCCGUCCACCGAGAGCCUGUAUCACCUCUUCCCGAAAAGUUGCACAACACUCGUCCUGUCUCAGCUUCCACCACAUGGUUCUCUUCUCUGCCUUUGUCUUCCUAAUUUUCCUCCCCACCACCAGAGUCAUCUUACACACCACCAUCCUAUGCUGUCUAGCCACACUCUCCCCUACCACUACCUUACAGUUGGUAACCUCCUUCAGAUUACAUCGUCUGCACAAGAUGUAAUCCACCUGUGUGCUUCUACCUCCGCUCUUGUAGGUCACCCUAUGUUCCUGGCUCUUCUGGCAAAAAGUGUUCACUACAGCCAUUUGCAUCCUUGUUGCAAAGUCUACCACCAUCUGUCCCUCCAAGCUUCUUUCCUGGAUGCCGUACUUACCCAUCACUUCUUCAUCACCCUUAUUACCUUCACCAACAUGUCCAUUACAAUCUGCACCAAUCACGACUCUGUCUCUCUGUCUGAGAUGCUCAGAACUACUUUGUCUAGCUCAUUCCAGAAUAUCUCUUUCCCCUCUAGGUCACAUCCUACCUGUGGGGCAUAGCCACUAAUCACAUUAUACACAACACCCUCAAUUUCAAGUUUCAGCCUCAUCACUCGAUCUGAUACUCUUUUCACCUCCAAGACAUUCUUAGCCAACUCUUCUUUUAAAAUAACCCCGACUCCAUUUCUCUUCCCAUCUACACCAUGGUAAAAUAAUUUAAACCCUCCCCCUAAACUUCUAGCCUUACUGCCUUUCCACCUGGUCUCCUGGACACACAAUAUAUCAACCUUUCUCCUAAUCAUCAUGUCAACCAACUCCCGAGAUUUUCCUGUCAUAGCCCCAAUAUUCAAAGUCCCCACAUUCAGUUGUAGGCUCUGUGCUUUCCUCUUCUCUUUCUGCCGAAGAACCCGCUUUCCACCUCUUCUUCUUCUUCUUCUUUGACUUCGACUUCGACCCACAGUAGCUGAAUUUCCAACAGCGCCCUGCAGGUUGACGGCGCCGGUGGCGGACGUUGUUAACCCGGGCCACGACCGAUCCGUGGUCCAAGGAAUGGAGACGAUUGACUGGGGAGGCACUUAUGCUCAGACCACCAUCUGUGGCCUGACAGGAACCACAGUGGAGUUCCAGUGCUCCUUCUGGUACCCGCAAACAAUAGACGGCCAAAACACGAACGUUGUCAAGAGGUUCUGGUUCACCAAAGGUUCCAGUUACAACACUGAAGAUCUGAGCUUGGAUCCUGAGUACUCUGGUCGUCUGCACUUUGACUGUCAAGGUGACCUGUGCCGUUUGUCAAUCAGAGAGCUGAGAGAAAGCGACGCGGCCGUGUACAAAUUCAGAUUCGUAACAAACCACGGGAGGGAAGGAAGCUACUCUGUCAUGCCUGGAGUCAAUCUGACUGUCAAUGAUCUCAGAGUACAAGUGAGAAACUAUCGGCAGAAGACUCUGAGAUGUGUCACCAAGUGCCACCUUGGGUCUUCUCCUUCAUACAACUGGUAUGAGAAUGGAGAGGAAAUCCAAAAUGAGAACUCCCAGGAUUACACACCAGCACAUAACUCCAAGCACAGCUACUCCUGUGCUGUAAGAGACCAGCACCUUUUGUCUCCUCCAGCGUGUGUGGUCGAGAAAUGUAACAAGGUGGUUUACGACAACAGAAACAUCUGCGCCCUCAAAGGCUCGUCAGUGGACAUUACUUGCACUUACAGCCACCCCUAUGCCAUCCGCACAAAAUUCUGGUUCAGAGCAGAUCCUAGUUACAUGCGGAUAAAUCCCUCUCCACCUCGGAACCUCCAGUUGGAUGACCGCGAUCGUGUUGAGUACCCUCGAGAAUCGUACAGACGAUCGACUCUGAGAAUCAAAAACGUGAUGGAGAGUGAUUCUGCUGAGUAUCGCUUCAAAUUCACCACAUACGAUUUUGAAUGGAGAAGUAGUUUACCUGGAACGUCUUUGACAGUCGCAGCUGUGCAGGUGCAGGUGAUGGACGUCGAAGUGGAAGAUUCUUAUGUGUCAGCUCAGCUGUCGUGUCACAUGAGCUGCAGUCCGACGGCUCCUUUGUCUUUCUGCUGGAUGCGCAAUGGAAGGUCUGCAGUUGACUGCUCAACUGCCCAGAUGACCAAACACCACAAAAUCGAUUUAUAUCCUGGAGACUACGUCACAUGUGGUGUGCACGGAUAUCCACUCACCGUCUCUACUCCCCUGUAUGCUCUGAAAGCCCCCUUGAUAUGGCCGAGUGAUCCAGAGGAGAUCCUGGAGGGUCGUCCACUGACUCUGACCUGCAGAACGGACACCCAAACAUCAUAUGGACAACAUUGGUACAAGAAGCUAAAGCCUUCAGGCCAUCAAGCUGUGGGAGACGGACCAGAGCUGGUUUUCACCUCCAUCCGGUCUUCCGACUCAGCAGAAUAUUUUUGUACUGUGGGGAACGAGCUGGGGAAUAAGACAUCGCAAUCUGUCAUGAUUGAUGUGAAAUAUGCUCCAAAGUCUUCCUUUUUGGGGGUGAGUCCAUCACAAGACAUCCAGGUGGGCCAGUCAGUGAGUCUGACCUGCAGCUGUGACGCUAACCCAGCUGCUAGCUACACCUGGUACAAAGACAACCAAAUUGUGCCCCAGGGAGCAGAAAGAAAUUACCGUUUCAUCUCCAUCCAAUCAAAAGAUGCGGGAAGCUUCUACUGCAAGGCCCAUAAUAAAUAUGGAAAUGUCAACUCUUCACAGGUGUUCAUAAAUGUUCAGUACGGUCCUCUGCAUGCGAAUGUCUCUGCGAUACCCUCCAGUUCCAUCAGCGUGGGUUCCUCGGUCAGUUUGACGUGUAGCAGUGACGCUAACCCCGACGCUAGCUACAUUUGGUACAAGGACAACGAGGAGUCUCCCAAAUUCACAGGGGCCGUCUUCAACAUCAGCGACUACCGACAGCACCACGGCGGCGAGUAUCGCUGUGAGGCCCGGAACGCCUUUGGGAGCCUCAACGCCACGCUCUGGCUUCAAGUCAAGGCCAGUCCACUGGAGGCGGCAACUAUAGGUUGCGUCACGGCAGCCCUGCUUCUCAUCCUGCUUCUCGUUGCCGUCCUCAUGCUCAGGAAAAAGAUGGCGUCAAAACACACAACACAGUGCAAAGCUCAGCCUAAGGCGACUGCAGACAGUCACAGGGAUCAUCAGGAGGAGCUGGUCUACUCCGUUGUGGCUUUUUCCAAACACGCUCCCACCUACUCCAACGUUGCCAAUGCGAAACGGGAUCAGGACGACGGUGUGGAGUACACCGCAGUCGGUUGCAGCGACAGCCGAGUCUCGAGGCCAAAGCUUCAAGAGGAACCCGACGUGUCCACACUGUACAGCACGGUGCAGAAAAAACGCAUCUGAACUCACCGUGGGACAGCCAAAACAUUGGGCUAAUUGUUUUUUUCUUGUUAAUUCGUUCAUAAAUUGUUAUAUUAAACUCUUUAUACAGUUUAUACAGUCUUCCAUAUAGAAAUGCUGAAAAAAAGAAUUAUGGAAUAAAAACUAUUUUUUGAAAUUCCCCAUAUGUUUAUGAUAAUUUAAAUGCAGAUUUUAAUUUCAAACGACUGUCUAGUUUAAAGUCGGGGGAAAUAUUAUAUAUCAUAUUUGCAGUGCAUU
Phyllopteryx taeniolatus (common seadragon) is the source of this 3615-nucleotide messenger RNA. RefSeq names its product sialoadhesin-like. The transcript is spliced from 12 exons. NCBI's taxonomy places the organism in Eukaryota, Metazoa, Chordata, Actinopteri, Syngnathiformes, Syngnathidae. The record is from RefSeq and is a predicted model, not a curated record. Bases 1060 to 3360 code for a protein of 766 amino acids.